UGCUAGUCAACAAAUAUCUCGAUGCUUAUUGUGUUGCUACAUUCAAGCAUGAAGCUCGAGCAGAAGAUGGGCAGGCCUGGUAGUGCUCCUAGAGGGGUAAGCGUCGUGAAUGACGCGCAUGACCACGCGAAGACGCGCCUCGCGUCUGCAGAUAGACUGGAUGCAUGAACGAGAAUGCCUUAAAAUAAGACCAAAAUGUCCUCGCCGGCGCCGUUCUUCGCCUCGUCUCCUCUGUCGAUCACAUCUCCGCGCCGCAUCCCCAAAUCGAAAUUCACGUACAAGCAACUCCACCAACUCAAGUCGUACAGCACACAAACACCGCUACGCGUCAUCGCACACGUCGAUCUUGAUGCUUUCUACGCGCAGUGCGAGACAGUCCGCCUCGGCCUCGAUCCUUCGAAACCCCUUGCUGUCCAGCAAUGGCAAGGGUUGAUAGCGAUAAACUACCCGGCCCGCGCAUUCGGCCUCAGUCGACACGUAACAUCUACAGAAGCGCUGAAGCAAUGUCCAGAGCUUAUAAUGCAGCAUGUAGCGACAUGGAAAGAGGGUGACGAGAAAUGGGCAUAUCAUGAGGAUUCCUUUGCGAACAUGGCAACACACAAAGUCAGCUUGGACUCGUAUCGGCUGGAGAGCAGGAGGAUCUUGAAGUGUAUCAAGGAUGCGCUGCCGGAAAAAGAGCAGCGUGUGGAGAAAGCCAGUAUCGACGAGGUUUUCAUGGAUCUGAGCGCUCAAGUGCACAGCAUACUGCUGCAGAGAUAUCCUAUACUAAGAGGUCCACCUCCGUAUGACGAUCCAACAGAACCGUUACCAAAAGUGCCGACCACAGUGCUGGACUGGGCGGCUGAUGCACUUGUGGAAACUGGUGAGGAGGAUGGCGAAGAUAAAGAUCCAGACUGGGACGAUGUGUGCAUGGUCAUAGCCUCAGAGAUUGUGCGCGAUGUGCGGAAACAUGUAUUCGAUACGCUUCAUUACACGUGCUCUGGAGGUGUUGCCCGCAACAAAAUGCUGGCCAAGCUCGGUUCGGGGUUCAAGAAGCCUAACCAACAGACUAUCAUCCGUAAUCGAGCCAUUAAGCAUUUUCUUUCAGACAUGAAGUUUACAAAGAUCAGGAUGUUGGGCGGUAAGCUGGGUGAUGAGGUUGUUGCCAUGUUUGGUACUGAUCUGGUCAAGGAUCUGGUGGAGCAACCGCUGGAUCAAUUGAAGAAACUUGGCGACGAUACUGGAAGCUGGUUAUACUCCAUUAUACGAGGCGAAGACAACAGCGAAGUCAAUACUCGCACUCAAAUCAAGAGCAUGCUGUCAGCAAAGUCAUUCAGGCCAUCUAUCAAUUCCUUUGAACAAGGUGUAAGAUGGCUACGAAUCUUCGUUGCAGAUAUUUUCUCGAGAUGUGUGGAGGAGGGAGUACUGGAGAACAAGCGGCGACCAAAGACCAUAAUACUACAUCAUCGACAGGGUGCGCAGACACGGAGUAGGUCAGCCCAAAUUCCACAGGGCAAAGCUUUGUCAGAAGCUAUCCUUUUUGACCUUGCGAAGAACCUACUUGCGCAAGUAGUUGUGGACGGUCGAGCGUGGCCUUGUGCUAAUUUAUCACUGAGCGUUGGUGGCUUUGAGGACGGGCCGAAGAACAACGCUGGCAUCGGUGGGUUCCUUGUGCGUGGAGACCAGGCCAAGGCCAUGAUGUCCUCGGAUCGUGGAGGAGAGCCCCCAGCGAAGAGGAGACGUACCAAAGGCAAUAUUGCCAACUUCUUUGGACCGAAAGACGACAAGAGGAAAGACUUCGAUGCUGCACGAGCAGUCUUGAUGAAAGCACAUAGCGAAUCCACCAAGGACGAAACGGAGGAUGAUGUGGAGGAUAACGACGGGGACGACUUCGACCAAAUUCGCAGCGAUGAAGUCACCCGCCCAUCAACACCCACGCUAGACCGCCAUGACACAGAAGAAGACGCUCAAAUCUCGAACACCCCACCCUCAGCGCAACCGAAACCGUCCUCCCCUUCUCCACCCACACACCAGCGCCACGAUCCACCCGUCACACCAGCGCCUCGCCUGAACCCUCCAGCACAGGUUCAGAAGACCCUUGACACCUUUUUCUGUUCACGAUGCAACAUCCACCUCCCAAAAGCCGAUAAGACAGAGCAUAUCGACUACCACUUCGCACUCGACUUGUCGAAGGAAAUGCGACACGAAGAGCGUAAUCCACUUACGACUUCGAAGGCCCACGGCGCGUCGAAACCGAGUCGUGGGCGAGGACGGCCGCCCGGCAGUGGGAGUGGCGUGGGUAGAGGAGGUGGGAGAGGAGGUGGACCUGGUGGUGGUGAGAAGGGCCAGAAAAAGCUGUUCUUCAGUUGAGCAUGUAAUGAGUAUGCCUCUCGAUGAGGUCACGCGUUGCAUGUCAAUACACGUUCCAGAUUUUCUACGGUUGCGUCCAUAAUAUCCCGCCUCAUUGAGAUUUUAGCUACCACGGCACAAUAUUAUUAGUAGAGUCCCCAUCGGGCGUUUUUACCGAAGUCCAGCAGCGUGUAGUAUCGU
Messenger RNA from Boeremia exigua, 2529 nucleotides. RefSeq names its product sister chromatid cohesion protein Eso1. NCBI's taxonomy places the organism in Eukaryota, Fungi, Ascomycota, Dothideomycetes, Pleosporales, Didymellaceae. The coding region runs from base 196 to 2349 and encodes 717 amino acids. The record is from RefSeq and is a predicted model, not a curated record. Gene Ontology annotation, biological process: response to radiation; error-prone translesion synthesis. Gene Ontology annotation, cellular component: replication fork; site of double-strand break; nucleus. Gene Ontology annotation, molecular function: damaged DNA binding; DNA-directed DNA polymerase activity. The transcript has 2 exons.